AUGCAUUUCUUUGUUUGUGUGUUUGAGGUUGAGUAAAGCAGACAGGGAAUAGUAGACUGCAGACCGAGACAGAGGGGACAGAAAGGGGGCAAGUAAGAGCAGAGGAACCUGAGCAAGCCUGUAAGAGAAGAAGACUGAUUCUUGAGUGUGUUAUCGUCAGUGCUAGGAUGGCUGGAGUAUGGCGUUGCAUGUUGGCAGUGGUGGCAUUGAUGUGUGUGUGUCUGUGGGGUUCCACUGAGGCUGUGGGGGGGGCUAAGAGUCGCCCCCGACCCCAAAGACGACCUCCUAAGAAGCCAAAGGUCGACCCUAUUGACGCGACCCCACCUGCACAGAACAUAGACAUACAGCGGAUGACUGGAACAUGGUACCUGCUGAACACUGCCUCCAAAUGCUCUUACCUGAUAAAUCAUGGAACCAAGGUGGAACCUACAGUCAUGACCCUCACACGCUCUAACCAAACACUGUCUGUUAGCACUAAAACACGACAUAAUCACCAGUGUUGGGAGAUAUUACAGGUCUACCAUCUAACACCAACCCCAGGCCAGCUAACACUUAAAGGAGCUCGUCCUGAGCUGAACACUGAGAUAGUGAUCGGGGAGACAGACUACGAAUCCUAUGCGAUCAUGUACUACCAGAAACAGGGCAAGAUCACCAUAAAACUCUAUGGCAGGUCUGUAGACAAUCUGUCAGAGCCAAUGUUGACCAAGUUUGAGCAGCUUGCUGAAAAACAAAAUUUGGGACUGGCAUACCUCUUCCCCUUCCCCACCUACAGUCACUGUGGUGCUGUGGACCGAGACCAUGUAAUCAACUGUGUUCCCACAUGCUGAAGAGGCAGAGCUGUGCAACCGACAAAUCCAGCCUUGCAGUGUUCUGCAGUUCACACGCAAAUAUCUGGAUAUUGUAUAAUUAAAAAAUGUGAACAUCAGCAAGAAGGCUGUUGAAAGGUCUUAAAAUAGUAAAACUCACAACUUUAAAAUGUUACCGAUUACAGAUAAAAAAAUAAAUCAAAAUGGAGCACAA
This is a messenger RNA of Siniperca chuatsi (mandarin fish), 1020 nucleotides long. RefSeq names its product complement component 8, gamma polypeptide (gene c8g). The record is from RefSeq and is a predicted model, not a curated record. NCBI's taxonomy places the organism in Eukaryota, Metazoa, Chordata, Actinopteri, Centrarchiformes, Sinipercidae. Gene Ontology annotation, cellular component: membrane attack complex. Bases 168 to 827 code for a protein of 219 amino acids. The transcript is spliced from 7 exons. Gene Ontology annotation, biological process: complement activation.